Eimeria necatrix is the source of this 511-nucleotide messenger RNA. RefSeq lists its product as hypothetical. The record is from RefSeq and is a predicted model, not a curated record. The annotation marks the transcript as partial. Lineage: Eukaryota; Apicomplexa; Conoidasida; Eucoccidiorida; Eimeriidae. The transcript has 2 exons.
AGUCAAAGUGGUGGAGCAGCCAUACUUCGUCAGCCGCUACAGAGACAAUUUGCUGCCGCUGCUGCUGCAGCCAAAAGUUGCUGCUGUCUUUAAUGUGGGGCCCCACAAGCAGCAGCAGCAAGUCCCAGUUGCUGCUCCUUACCUCGUCACCCACACCAGCCACCAGUCCCGCCCGCUGCUGCAGCACCAGCUGCUGCAGCAGCAGCAGCAGCAGCAGCAGCAGCAGCUGCAGCAGCAGCUGCAGCAGCAGCAGCAUGGGCGGCCGGACUAUGGGCGCGGAAGCGCCCCCUCGUACGGGGAAAGGGAUCCUUGGGCGGAAAGGUCUUUGCUGCAGCAGCAGCAGCAAGACCAUUCGCCAUGGCUUGACAGCCAAUACGGAGCAGCAGCAGGAGACCUGCAGCAGCAAGAUGAAAGAAACGCAGCAGCAGCAGCAGCAGCAGCUGCUGCUGACUGCCUUUCUCCAUGUGCCUCUGGCUGCAGCCCUUCAUCGUUUUUCAGCUGCGCCAACUGA